This is a messenger RNA of Ixodes scapularis (black-legged tick), 2475 nucleotides long. RefSeq lists its product as uncharacterized. Gene Ontology annotation, molecular function: nucleic acid binding; RNA-DNA hybrid ribonuclease activity. The record is from RefSeq and is a predicted model, not a curated record. Bases 370 to 2475 code for a protein of 701 amino acids. The transcript has a single exon. NCBI's taxonomy places the organism in Eukaryota, Metazoa, Arthropoda, Arachnida, Ixodida, Ixodidae.
CAUCUCCUCCGUUCACUUCUAGGGCCUCAGCCACCUCCCGCUCCCACGCUAGACAAACACUUAGCUUUACAAGGUAGCACAGACCUUAUCCAAGCCUUACAGAACCUAUACAUCCCUCCAGCAUUGACCUCAAACUACCCCUCCUACUCGGGCCCUGAAAACCCGACUUUAGACAGCCCUUUCACACUAGCAGACUUAGACUUGGCCCUAGCAAAAAACUCACGAAAAUCAGCCCCAGGAGAAGAUACCAUCACGUACUGCCUCCUCCGUAACCUUCCAGAAGCGAAUAAAAAACAGCUCCUGACCUACAUAAAUGAACAUUGGUCGGAGGGUACAUACCCAAAGGAAUGGAAAUCUUCUACUAUUAUCAUGAUCCCCAAACCUGGAAAACCCCCAUCACUUAAUAACCUCCGUCCCAUUUCCUUAACCUCUUGCGUGGGCAAGACGAUGGAGCGGAUGGUCCUCGAUCGUUUUCAAGAACAUCUUGAAGCCACUGCAUUCCUGCCACACACCCAAAUCGGCUUUCGUUCCCAUGUUUCCACUCAAGACCUAUUCCUUUUACUCCAGCACACAUUCCUCUCCCCAUCUUCCUGUCAGGUGCAUGCGCUCGUCACAGUAGACGUUCGCAAAGCAUUUGACAACAUAAGUCAUGAUCACAUACUCGCUUCAGUUCGAGAAACAGAAUGCGGACAAAAUUUGUAUACCUACAUCCAAAACUUCCUUAAGGACCGCACUGCAUGCUUUCGUAUAGGGGGCGAGUUGUCCCAACCACUCUCACUCACACGAGGUACACCUCAAGGGGCUGUCCUCUCCCCUACUCUUUUCAAUCUGGGUAUGGCCCAGCUAGCUCGCUGCCUGCAGCAGAUACCCCACCUUUCCCACAUAUUUUAUGCUGAUGACCUCACCCUCUGGUGCACUCACGGAUCACCAGGGGAAGUUGAAUCUACUCUACAGAAAGGUCUAGACACCAUAACUGCGUUCCUAACCCAAGCAGGGCUGAAACCGGCCCCAGAAAAAUCGGAAUUACUCCUGCUGUCUCAAACCCAGUAUCAGCGCUCUGUAAACCAUCUCAUUUCUCUCUAUUUAGACCAUCAGACCAUCCCGCGAGUAUCCUUAUGCAAGGUCCUCGGCAUCCAUCUCCACGAUCGAUCAAAUCAGGCUAACAUCACUCCGGCGAUAAACACGUGCCACUCGGUAACACAUCUUGUCCGCAGAGUCGUGCAAAGACGUGCGGGCCUCAAUGAAAAACAAGCGAGUCAAUUGGUUCAUGCAUUGGCUCUUAGUAAAAUUCUUUAUUCGGUUCCAUAUUUCACGCUCACACGACAGCAACUUAAUAAACUCAGCUCUGCAUUAAGCACUCUGUACAAGGCCUCCCUUAACCUUCCAAUCCAUACCUCAACGCAAAGACUCUACGAGACCGGCCUAUUCCUUCCCCUCUCCUCACUCCUACACCUCCAUCGUGACCGACAGCUAGCCCGCCUCUCGGGGUCACAUCAAGGGCGCUGGAUCCUAGAACAAGCUGGACUCUCACCAAUUGAUUUUUACUUGCACCUACCCGCUUCGCCAUUGCCCUUUAAUCUGCGUUUCGCUCUUCUGCCCCGCCGCAUGGCUCCGGGCCUGGACGACGGUCGCAGAGAUGCUCAGGCCUUGCAUCAUAAUCCACCAUUUCAGACACAGACGGUAGCCUAUACCGACGCUUCCAUCUUGGACACCGGCACGGCUGCGUACGCAAUCUACAUACCUAAACAUUCCUUACCUAUUCUUCACACGUGCGGUCCAUACAGCGACCCCCCGUCAAUCACCACGUUAGAACUUGUCCCCAUUAUCCAUGCCAUCAUAUCAUUCUCCCAAUUGCCGCGCACGUCCGCUUACACUGUCUACUCUGAUUCUAUGGCUGCUAUGCGCUCCUUGCAACAGAGACAAAUUCCUGCCGAUCUUCGAGAGGACCUUGAAAUGGCCCUACACUCUCUCUCCUCAUCCUCGGUCACGAUUCGAUGGGUCCCUGGUCAUGCAGGGAUAGCAGGUAAUGAGCUGGUACAUCAGCUCGCCCGCGAAUUUCACAGCCGGGCACCUGCAAUCCCCUGGCUAAGCCCCCCGACCAAUGACGAGGCAGCAGAGUACAAAAAAACACUCAAGUUACAUUACAAACAGAUCCGUAUAUCUCAUGAACUUCUACCUCGACCACAUCCACAGCUUAGUGUCGCGCAGACCCACAUUCUCCGUAAAAUCCAGACAAACACCCUCGUCACACCUGCUCGCCUUUACCUCUUCCGCUAUCGAUCAGACCCUUCCUGUCCCAACUGCCCAGCUCCCUAUGCCAAUCAAGAACAUUGUCUCCUUCAUUGCCCGGUCGCCUACACCACCUCAUUUCUUCCUAACCCCCCACCACCCUCCUGGAGUGCAUGGUUGGCGUCGCCGCAACUGGAAGAUCAGCUCGCCCUGGUACUUCAGGCGGAGGAUAUCUUGGGUACUUAA